CAUACUGUCAUGGCCGAAGAUGGGGCAAAGUAUCAGCUGACUGAAGCAAAAAAUGGUAAAGCGCAAAAGGAAAAGGAUAAUUCUGACAUUGAAGUCGAUGAUAAUAAAGACAUAUCAAAGAUACUCCAUCGCAAGUUAUCAGAUGUGGGGGCCUAUUCCUACUCAGCAUUGUGUGCUAUCUCCUUCCUUCAGCUGUUUGAAGACAAAUGGCACAAUGAGUAUAAGAAGGUCUCCAUGGAAAGGAUUGUGGAACACUUGCAUCUGCCGAGCCAGGCAAGAGAUUCAGUGAUGGCCAUCAUGGAAGGUCAGGGCUUUGAUGAUGUCCGGCCGUAUGUAGACAUGGUCCUAGAGGAGCCGGUUCUGGAAAAAUCUGGUGUACCGGUCGUGUCAGAUCUCCUUACUCUAUCAAUCUCCAAUGGUUGCUAUGACUCCCGAAUGCGAGUGUUGAUAAAGCAUGUUGCCUGGCAGCUGAGAGUAAGUUGGGACACGCUGGAGGAGAUUGAGGCUUCCAUGGCUGACUCUCUGGACUCGGCCAGUCAUGAAGCUUAUGAGAUGUCAGAGGAAGAAAAGAAGGAAAAACAGAGGAAUUCAAGGAAGGAAAAGGCCAAAAGAUUUGCUCUUAUCGGUCUAGCUACAACUGUGGGAGGAACGUUGAUAGGUUUGACCGGAGGUCUGGCAGCACCGCUGGUGGCGGCAGGUGCGGGGGCAAUCAUCGGUGGAACUGGAGCAGCAGUGCUGGGGUCAUCAGCAGGUGUGGCCAUUAUAGGCUCCCUGUUCGGUGUGGCAGGGGCUGGACUCACAGGAUACAAGAUGAAGAAGCGAGUGGGUGCUGUUGAAGAAUUUGAGUUUGAGCCACUAGUCUUUGGAUCAUGUCUCAAUGUUGAUCCUCAUCCCGCCAAACAACUACACAUCACAGUGGCAGUGUCCGGCUGGCUCUCCACCUCCAUGACAGACUUUCGGUACCCUUGGUACUCCCUAGCCGAGUCUCGGGAACAGUACAGUCUUCGAUGGGAAUCCAAGUACCUGAUCCAGCUUGGACGGGCUCUCGACUACCUCCUAGGGGGCGCUAUGUCUGUAGCGACACAGGAAGCCCUCAAAUACACAGUACUGUCAGGUAUCUUGUCUGCCAUUACCUGGCCAGCGACCCUGGUUUCUAUGGCGGGUGUGAUUGACAAUCCCUGGAGUGUGUGCAUACAGCGAGCGACAGCAGUGGGCCGGGAGCUGGCAGAGGUGUUACUGGCAAGGGAACAGGGUCAGCGACCAGUCACUCUGAUAGGAUUCAGUCUUGGUGCCAGAGUUGUCUUCUCUUGUUUAGAGGAACUCUCCAAAAGAAAGGGAAGUGAGGGGAUUGUGGAAGACGCUAUACUAUUGGGUGCCCCAGUGUCAGGUGACCCCAAACUUUGGUGUGGCCUAACGAGAGUUGUUGGUGGGAAAAUCAUCAAUGGUUACUGCAGAGGUGACUGGCUGUUGAAGUUUUUGUUCCGUACGGCGUCAGUCCACUUAACAACCGUUGCUGGGCUGAGCCCUAUCAAAUUGGACAACCGUCGCAUGCACAACAUUGAUCUGAGUGACGUGGUGAAUGGCCACAAAGAUUAUUUGAAACAGCUUGAUGUCAUCAUGAAAGUUGUUGGGGUAAGAACAAAAGGAGAUGUGAGUUUGCCUUCCAAGCCUGGAGAGUCGAAGUCUCGUAGGGACAGCUGUGAUAGUUUUACAAGCAGUGAAGGUGAAGUAGACACCAGUUCUGAUGUCAUACGCAAUACCGACCUCCCGGCUGACAAAGAUCUAAUGGCAAGGUGUUCGGGAGGAAAUGUGGACGAAUCUGAUCUAAGUUUUGUGAUUUUACCUAAUGGAACCACAUGUGGAGAAGGUGGUGUCGAUUCUGAACCGCCACAUUCAUCCACUGAUGAGGAAUCAGUGCAUAGUAAUGACAUGUUGAGUGGGGAUGAAAAUCUGAUUAAGUCUAAACCAGUCUCAACAGAGCAGUCGGAUCUAAGCUUGGAGCCUGAUGUAGCUAAAAAUGCUUCCAGGUCGGAAAAAUUCUCAACGGAUCCGUCAGAUUUAAGCUUUGAACCUAUAGCUGAAAAUCCUGGCAUGUCAAAAAUAGAGUCAAGGGAUAAUUCUGAUCUGAGCGUAGGGUCUGGAACUGAAAACCAUGGCACGUCUAGAAAAGUCAAAGAUCAAGCAGACCUUAGCUUUGAACAUGUAGCUGAAAAACCAAAAGUUUUGAAAUCCAAACAUGUUAAUAAAAUCUUUGAAGAUGAUAAUUCCACAGAUUUGAGUUUCAUGCCCAUUGAUGAUGUACACAGAGAGCAAGAUAUUCAACUCGAGCAACAGGUACCAUGCAGUUUUGAAAAUCUAAGAAUUAAGAAAGAGGACGUUGGCAAGGAUAUUUCAAACACUCCUCCUGAAUGUACUAUUGACCAAUCAGAUUUGAGUUUUGUGAAAAUAAGUGAUGACAGUUUGGAAAAGGAUGGUGAGGAUCAAAUUUUAGUAGACUUGUCUAACACAAGUUUUAAACAAUACCUUGGAACUGUGAUCGAUUGUGAUCUGGAAGGAGAUUGAUCAACAGAAUGUCACAUCCUGUAUCAUAUCAGCCUCAACUUUGUGCAAUGUUUUUGUUUUCUUUGUACUUAUUGAUCAAUGGAGAAAUUACCAAAUGUCAGUUAGGACUGUUCCAUAGUUAUUUGUGUUGGAGGGGUUGGAGGUCUUUUUUCAGAGGCGUACCCCACCGUCCAAUAAAUAGUUAAACAUGAUUAUAAUAAUAUCUAUAUCCCCAUCAUCCAUAAAUCUUUAAAACAACAUCUCCAACCCCCCCAACACACAAAAUUCUGGAAUACUCUAUUUAUGUUCAUGGUCUGAAUUUUACUAUCUUCACAACAGAGGGAUAAAACUUUUUAGUCUCCACUUUUUAACCAAUACUAUAUCUACGUAUACUGGAAACUCCUUCAGUUGGAUAUGGGUGUCAAAACAAAGUAGAUUAUCCUCACUGGACCUGCAUUAUAAGGACAUUUAUAUCUAGAUAAAGGAGAAUACCAGGUUUAGGCCUAUUCCUGUAAAACAUAUCGGGAGGACUGCAUAACUAUAAAGACAUUCUAUGUAUGAUGUGUGCUGGAGAAAAUGUGUCUUUUAUUUCGAAAUCCACGUGGGGCAGUUGCCUGGUAUUGACCAUAGGUCAGUGGUUUUUCUCCGGGUACUCCGGCUU
Molecule: messenger RNA, 3202 nt
Organism: Pecten maximus
Lineage: Eukaryota; Metazoa; Mollusca; Bivalvia; Pectinida; Pectinidae
Product: transmembrane and coiled-coil domain-containing protein 4-like
Exons: 14
Coding region: 10-2562 (850 amino acids)
Source: RefSeq, a predicted model, not a curated record